Oncorhynchus nerka (sockeye salmon) is the source of this 3031-nucleotide messenger RNA. Its product is annotated as synaptosomal-associated protein 25-A-like. The transcript is spliced from 8 exons. The record is from RefSeq and is a predicted model, not a curated record. Gene Ontology annotation, cellular component: synaptobrevin 2-SNAP-25-syntaxin-1a-complexin I complex; plasma membrane. Gene Ontology annotation, biological process: synaptic vesicle fusion to presynaptic active zone membrane; synaptic vesicle priming; exocytosis. Gene Ontology annotation, molecular function: SNAP receptor activity; voltage-gated potassium channel activity; syntaxin-1 binding. Lineage: Eukaryota; Metazoa; Chordata; Actinopteri; Salmoniformes; Salmonidae. Bases 204 to 818 code for a protein of 204 amino acids.
GGUGUCAACCACGCGCACUGCCUUUGUGACAAUCCAGUCCACACAGAACGGGGGUUGAUAUCUGUUAGUUGUUGAAAUUUGCGGACAUCUGCUCCUCCUGCUGACUGCAAGCCACCGACCACGGGCACAGCCUAUCCCCGGCCACCCAUUAGAACCUACUCUUCCCCGUUGGAGACCAGCUCCACCACGCACAGCCAGCAGCCAUGGCUGAAGACUUGGAAAUGCGCAACGAGCUGUCGGAUAUGCAGCAACGCGCCGACCAGCUUGGAGAUGAGUCGCUGGAGAGCACUCGUCGUAUGCUACAGCUGGUGGAAGAGAGUAAAGAUGCUGGUAUCAGGACUUUGGUUAUGUUGGACGAGCAAGGAGAGCAACUGGAGCGCAUCGAAGAGGGAAUGGACCAAAUCAAUAAGGACAUGAAGGAUGCAGAAAAGAAUUUGAACGAUCUAGGAAAAUUCUGUGGUAUUUGCUCCUGCCCAUGUAACAAGAUGAAGAGUGGCGGCAGCAAGGCUUGGGGGAACAAUCAGGAUGGGGUGGUGGCCAGCCAGCCUGCCCGUGUGGUGGACGACCGCGAACAGAUGGCCAUCAGUGGAGGAUUUGUUCGCAGGGUAACAGAUGAUGCCCGGGAAAAUGAGAUGGAUGAGAACCUGGAACAGGUGGGAGGCAUCAUCGGUAAUCUGCGCCACAUGGCCCUGGAUAUGGGCAAUGAGAUCGACACCCAGAAUCGACAGAUCGACAGGAUCAUGGAGAAGGCUGAUUCUAACAAGACCAGGAUUGACGAAGCCAACCAACGGGCCACUAAGAUGCUGGGCAGUGGCUAAGCUCCCAGAGCAUGUUGCUUUUCCCGCAAUCGCAAUUUAUCGCAAUUUAUUGUCAUGGUAUUUACCUUCUAGGUUUGCACAUGUGCACAUAUCACCUCCCCACAUUGUAAAUGUUGUUCUGUGUAUCCUUUGUCUGGCUUUUUCAAUGAUUGUCCUCGUAAAAUGAAAUAUUUCUUAUCCUCUGUAUCAUUCUUUCCAAAGAUUGUAUACAGUGCUGACUCGAUGGCGCUAGUUCACUUGUGAAGUUUUUAUUCUCUUUAUCAAAUAUAGUAAAUACAGGUAACUGCCAAAAUAAAGGAAACACUUGAGUAGAUUAGGGUUCUGGCGGCUCUGUUUUAGUGCAUUUUCCUGGCAUGAUUUAGGUCCAUUCAACCUCUUCGAGGGCAAGGUAAACAACAAUAAAUACACAGCCAUUCUGAGAGAUCACCUUCAACCUAUGCUGAAGCAUUUCUAUUGUGAUAGGAGUGGUCUCUUUCAGGAUGACAAUGCCCCCAUCCACAGGGCACGGGUGGUCACUGAACGUUUUGAUGAGCAUGAAAAUGAAAUAAACCAUAUUCCAUGGCCAUCUCAGUCAUCAGUUCUCAACCCAAUUGAACACUGAUGGGAGAUUCUGGAGUGGCGCCUUGGACAGUGUUUUCCACCAUCGUCAACAAAACAACCAAUUAUGGAAUUUCUUGAGGAAAAAUGGUGUCGCAUCCCUCCAAUAGAGUUCCGGACACUUGUAGAAUCUAUGCCAAGGCACACUGAAAAUGUUCUGGUGGCUUGUGGUGGCCCAAUGCCCUACUAUGAUACUUUAUGAUGGUGUUUCCUUUAUUCUGACAGAUACCUGUAUAUACUGUAUAAUGGUACACUGCUGUUUUCCUUGUCAGUAUCUCAGUAUUGUCAGUAAACUGUAUCAUUCCAUCAGCUACUGUCAUGCACCUUAUUUUGAUGGUGUCAUGACAAAUGAAGAAGAGGGAAAAAACACGAUGAUUACAAAUUAUAGUAAAUUUGAUGUCUUAUACAUAAAAGCGGUCUUAAAAAUAUAUACACUGAGUGUACAAAACAUUAAGGACACCUUCUUAAUAUUGAGUUGCACCCCAUUUUGCCCACAGAACAGCCUCCAUUCACCAGGGCAUGGACUCUGCAAGGUGUUGAAAGCGUUCCUCAAGGAUGCUGAUCAAUGUUGACAAUGCUUUCCACAGCUGUGUCAAGUUGGCUGGAUGUCCUUUGGGUGGUGGACCAUUCUUGAUACACACGGGAAACUGUUGAGCAUGAAAAACCCAGCAGCGCUGCCGUUCUCAACACACUCAAACCGGUGCGCCUGGCAACUACUACCAUACCCAGUUCAAUUUUAUUGUCUUACCCAUUCAUCCUCUGAAUGGCACACACACAAUCCAUGUCUCAAUUGUCUCAAGGUUUAAACAUCCUUCUUUAACCUGUCUCCUCCCCUUCACCUACACUGAUUGAAGUGGAUUUAACAAGUGACAUCAACAAGGGAUCAUAGCUUUCACCUGGAUUCACCUGGUCAGUCUAUGUCAUGGAAAGAGCAGGUGUUCCUAAUGUUUUGUUCACUCAUAAUCAGUAUUAUGACACAGUUAAACGAUCCAUACUCUCCUGCAAGUUUGCAAUAGUUCCACUAUUUAUAUCAACAUAUAUUUACAGACUAUGACCAUUGUACAAUAAUGCAAAAUGAUCUUCACGUGAAGAGAUUAUCGUGAAAAAAAAAGGAACUGUUUUUUUCUAAAUGAAUAUGCAGUUCAGUGAAGAUAUUGAAUAUGUGCUGAAAGGUGGGGGACUAGUUGGGCACUGUAUCAUAGGUAUUAGAUGCUCUGGGGAAAAUUUAAAAAAUGCAAAGCAAAGACUCGUAUUUCUGAGAGACCUUACUUUUAUAAGAGGACUGCAUUGUGUUUGUUUAAUCUCCCCGUGUGGUUUAUUAAUGGUAAAAUAAUAAUGAUACAAAUAAAUGAAUAUGAUAGUAAUAACACUCUGAAACAAAAAAAUGACAUACAAAUGUUUUUUUGUUUGCUUCUGUAUUUGUAUAGUGACGCACACCAAAUCGCUGAGAUGAAUGAAUAAACACCUUCUCUGAACGACACCGUAGAUUCAAUUGUGAGAUUUGACGUCCUCAAAACGCAUGUAGUAUCACGACUCCCUUAGUAUUCUGUCAGGUUCUGAAGUGGUGGAACAUUUUGUAGCUAGCUGAACUGAGAAAUAAAACCUAUUCUCUGUGA